This is a messenger RNA of Papaver somniferum (opium poppy), 1140 nucleotides long. RefSeq names its product F-box protein At5g49610-like. The record is from RefSeq and is a predicted model, not a curated record. The transcript has a single exon. NCBI's taxonomy places the organism in Eukaryota, Viridiplantae, Streptophyta, Magnoliopsida, Ranunculales, Papaveraceae. The coding region runs from base 1 to 1140 and encodes 379 amino acids. Gene Ontology annotation, molecular function: protein binding.
AUGGUUUACUUUCCCGAGGAGAUUAUAAAGAACAUACUUGGUCGAUUAACAAUUGAAGCAGCUUUACCAGCCAAACAGGUAUGCAAAUCAUGGAGAAUUUUCCUACGUACUAAGACUGAUAAGAUAGGUUUGCUUUUCGUUGAAUCAUAUUUGAAGGAAGAGAAAAACAAAUUAUAUUAUGGUGAUCAGUAUGAUCCUCUUCUUGAGAAGAUGAACUACAAUUACUCCUCUUGUGAUAGGCUUGACAAGGUGCUUGGUAAAUCUAUUCCAGGGUACACAUACAUGAAUAACCUGCUUGGCUCAUGCAAUGGUUUGGUUUGUAUCGCAAGCCGAUAUCCGAAUUUUGAAAAACCUUUCUUAAUUUGCAAUCCAAUCACCGGAGAAGUUGUUUAUAUUCCUCAUCCUGAUACAUCUAUAGCGCAAGAUUGUGAUCCGUCUAAAAUUUGUGGCUUCGGAUAUUGUCAUUCAACGAACGAGUACAAGAUUGUUAGAAUGCACCAACAAACACCAAGAAUGUCACAUGUUUUGGUUUAUACUGUUGGUGGUGGUGCGUGGAGAAGCAAAGGAUCCAUCCAUAUUCCCCUAUCUGAUUCAAUCACUACCCCAUUGGAUUCAGCAGCAGCAGGUACCUACGCAAGUGGGGCUCUUUAUUGGCUGUUCCGUACCACUAAUGAGGAGCGCAAAGAUUAUAAGAUUGUGGCAUUUGAUUUGGAAGAUGAGAAGUUCGAGUUUAUCCAUUUGACACACUUUGAAGAAUUAAGAUACAUUCAUAGCCCAAAGUUGCUGGGAGGAAAUAACCUGUAUUUGUUGGAUACAUCCCAGCACUGCACACAGAUAUGGGCAUAUAAGAAAACAAACUACAACGACAAGAAAUCGUGGCGUUGGAUAAAGGAGUUUAGAAUUUACUGCAAAGAUGCCAUGUAUUAUGAGCCCUUAGCAAUUACAAGGAACAAGGAACUCAUACUGCGCUCCCAAGAUUAUCGCGGUGUGAGUCUCUAUUGUUACGACCUCAGAACAUUGACAAUGAACAAACUUUUGGAUGGUCGUGCUAGCGGCUGUAACAUGGUAAACGUGAUUCCUCAUGCAAACAGCAUUGUUUCAAUAUUGCCGGUCAAUGAUGAAGAGGUUCAAGAUCGUUAG